AUGCGCGCAAAACAGAGGAGGGAAGUGAUGAAGACGAUGCGCGACCACUUCCGCGUUGUCAGAGGUACGACCCUGAUCGAGAAACCGGACCAGGGCAGAGCCAUGGAGUGUGUGGCUGCGCACGCCGCGUCUAAUCACUUCCUAAGGGCCGGUGACUUCUGUAGGUUUGCCGACUGGAGAUUUGUCCACCGUGCGAGAUUGAACUUAGUGCCGCUGAACGGCUCCUCGUCCUGGAGGACUGGUGACCGCCGGUGUCGACGUUGUGGGAAUAAUAUUGAAAGCCUCGCCCACGUCGUUAACCACUGCAUGCGGUACACCAGUCUCUUCAUGGCGAGACACAACUCCCUUGUGGCUCGACUGAAGAAAGCGGCCGACGGGAAGUUUGAGGUCGUGUCGGAGAACCAGGCGAUUGGCGCUCAGCGCCUUAGACCCGACCUUAUCCUUAGAAGGGGCACAACCACUCUGAUUAUUGAUGCCACAGUACCCUUCGACAACAGGAUGAAGGCCUUCGAAGAAGCUGCAGACGAAAAGAGAGCCAAAUACGAGGAGCUGAGAAAGGAGAUCGCUGCCGAACACCCUGGGGAGGUAACAGUGUUCCCGUUCAUUGUUGGCUCCCUGGGUUCCUGGGAUCCGGCCAACGACGUGCUGGUGAGGCAGCUGUGCAGCAGAGCCUACGCAAAGCUCAUGCGGAAGCUAUGUGUUAGCGAGGUCAUCGGGUACACCAGAGAUGUCUACACCGAACACAUCUCCGGAGUUCGAGCGAGGCAUGGCUGA
Macrosiphum euphorbiae (potato aphid) is the source of this 774-nucleotide messenger RNA. The record is from the annotation of a GenBank genome assembly. Lineage: Eukaryota; Metazoa; Arthropoda; Insecta; Hemiptera; Aphididae.